This is a messenger RNA of Trypanosoma conorhini, 2016 nucleotides long. RefSeq lists its product as uncharacterized. Bases 1 to 2016 code for a protein of 671 amino acids. The record is from RefSeq and is a predicted model, not a curated record. The transcript has a single exon. NCBI's taxonomy places the organism in Eukaryota, Euglenozoa, Kinetoplastea, Trypanosomatida, Trypanosomatidae.
AUGCUGUACGCGCGACGCAAGAAGCAGCAGCAGCUGACAGGCAAGAUCGGGCACAGCAACGAGGAGUAUGAGAUUGGGGGCGCGCAGGCUGUGGUCGCGCAGCAUGUCCACGGCGGGGCACGACGGUUUCCGCAGCGACGGCCCGACGUGAACCCCAUUUCGUGGCAGUCGGUGCAGCAGCAGCAGCAGCAGCGACAGAGGGAGCAAAGCCCGCAGAAGUAUCAAGAGGCACUGCAGCAAAGAGAGCAGUGGCUUGCGCCGCAUAUGGUCCCCGCUGCACCACCUGCGAAACUGCCGCCACUGCAAGGCAAGGCCAACUAUAACAGGAACGACAUCUUUCCACAGCCAAUCCAGUUUGCCUCUGCACUUCCUCCGCUCAACGCGUCGCCCGUUUUGCCGGGUCCGCUGGUCUUGGAAAGGUCCCCACUGCGGUUUCCCGCGCUUGACGCGGCGGCUCUCGCUAAUGCGCCGCCGUUUGUGCCAUAUCCCUCCACCGCGGUGCCCUGCAGCGAGCAGGCUCCUUUUUCACCACAAACUCCGCCACGACUCGCGGUGUCUCCACCACUGCUGCAAGGGCCCCCGUCGCAUGCCGUCUCGCCACAGCGCGACUACCGGGGCGAUUUCAAUAGCAAUCCUGCCGUUCAAAUACGCAGCAGCAGCAGCAACAACAACGACGACGAACAGAGGUCAUGCCAGCGGCUGGCGCGUCACCCCGUUUCCCCGUAUCCGCAGGAGAAGGAUGACGCACUGGUGGCGCGCAGGCGGGCGAGAGAGCAAGCCAUAGAGGUUCAAAAGGAAAACGCACGUCUGUGUGAGGAGCGGCGUCUUCAGCGGGAGCGGGAGAAGAGGUUAGAAAUGGAGGAGCAGCGGCAGCAGGAGGAGCUGGCGCGACUAGAGCGGGCGCGGAUUGGUUUAAAGGAGCAGUUGGACAUGGAACGCGAGCGGCAGGAGGCGAACGAGGCGAAGAAGGGGCGGAAAAAAAGCACUUUGGUGGAGAAUAGCAGCGAGGCGCAGUUUCGGGAGGAUCUUCAGCGACAAAUGUAUGAAAAUAAGAAGCGCAAGGCCGAGGAGGCUGAGCGUCUUGCGGCAGCCGAGGGAAAAGACGCCGAGCAGAGUUUCUCUGCAGCGCAGCCUGUGGUCAGCAGCAGUGAGACAAACCCGGCCGCCGCCGCCCCCUCGGAGAAGAAAGAGUCGGUGUUGCCUGCCGGGAAUUCUGUACCGCAGUCUCCACCGGUUACGGAGCCGCCAGCGAGUAGUGGGGCCGCUGGCAGUGUCUUUGCUCCCCUCUUUCCAGCCCCUCCGCUUUUUUCACUCGGUCCCUUGCCGUUUGAUGUUGGGCCGUACGAGCCUGCGGUGCCCGGGUUCCCUGCAUUGGCGCCAACGCUUCCGUUUCCCUCCGCCGCGCCAACAGCGCCGCCGGCAGUGGAUGCCGCGGCCGCGGCUCUCCCCUCACAGGCGCCCGCACCUGCGUGGUCGGUGCCGGCCCCCUUCACGCCAAAAGAACCGGGCUCCGCGCAUGGUGCCGCGCACUAUGAAGCCAAGCUACGCGACAUGAUGGCCAACCACCUGGAUAUUCAGCGCACCCUAGAAUCAGAGACGCGCCGGGGUCACGGUGCCGCGGCACUGCCGCCGUUAGCGCAAUUGCCUUCUCCGCUCCUUCAGCGGCAGCUCGGGCCGCUUAACGCAUUGCCGGCGCAGAAUCGCCAGAUGGCGGCUGGGCCGGGCGUUGUUGGCGACGGCAACGGAACGGCUCCUGGCGGGUUGACCCUUGGGCCCGAGGUGGCUCCGACGGCGGCGCCAGGACUUGGGAGAAAUCCGCGUGGACCGGCGCCCCGCAUUACGGUGCUGGGCGUGAGUCCGCCUAGUCGUCAGUUGGGGGUGGGAGGAAGCGGGGCGGCGGCGGCUCCGUACUAUGGCGGGGAGGACCUCGAUGAGCUCUCCGCGGAACCCUCGCGGUUUGUCGGUGGCCGCGGUGAGCGGGGUGUCGAGGUUUCUCCACGUGAAGGAAAAAGGUAA